Molecule: messenger RNA, 2063 nt
Organism: Rhizopus microsporus ATCC 52813
Lineage: Eukaryota; Fungi; Mucoromycota; Mucoromycetes; Mucorales; Rhizopodaceae
Exons: 2
Biological process (GO): ubiquitin-dependent endocytosis
Cellular component (GO): plasma membrane; cytosol; cytoplasm
Molecular function (GO): protein-macromolecule adaptor activity; ubiquitin protein ligase binding
Source: RefSeq, a predicted model, not a curated record
UUUUUAUCCUAUACUUUAUUGUAUUAUUUAUAUCCUCCUUCUUUAUAAUGCUUAAUUCUGAAUCUACAGCUAUAUAUAAGAAAGACGUCCUUCGUGUUAUACUUGAUGAGCCCAGACUAUUUCUUGAAGAGUCCUUAGGCUCUACCUUAAUUCGUGGUGAAGUGAUUGUCAAUUUUCCAAAAGAUACCCCUAUACAAGGUCCAAUUGAGCUUGUAUUUGAAGGAACACAGCGUUUUCAUACUUGGCCAGAAAUCAUGCGAGGUAGAUCACUGGGUAACCCUAUUGAAACUAAACUCCAAGUUAUCGAACUCUCUUUACUACCGCCAAACUCCAAAGGAAUUAUGCCUGCAGGAAUACAACGAUUUCCUUUCGAAUUCCCAAUCCCGGCUUCUUUACCAGCAAGUACGUUUAUCCGAGAUCGAAUCGAAAUCUUUUAUCAAGUCAUUGCCACAAUCCGUCGUUCAGCGCGUCUAGAUCACUCGGGUCAUACAAAUCCUUUGAAUUGGAUAGAAAAAGUUCGCAAUACUGGUCUCAAAAAGAAAUAUACACACAGCGCAUCGCUAAGAAUUGUUCGACCUAUACAAUCGUUUAUAAACGAAGGCGCAUCCGAACAAGAUACGACAGCAGUUCCCUCGCCUUUACCAACACCCUCGAAUGAACCUGGAUCUCAGGAUGACUCACAGCAAACACCCAGCUCUGAUACAUCUUCUUCAAACGACAAUAGAGCAUCUACAGGGAGUCAAAUGAGCUUAGCAUGGAAUCGUCGAGACUUGAGCGAAUACCAAGGCUUUGAUGAACAAUACAAUCAAUUUACAUUCUCUUUGGCCGGAAGAACUAUCAGCAAUUUCAAUCAACCUGCAGAAAAAUUACGAAGCGUUCAUGGCAUUAGAUAUAAGAUGAGUGUGGAUCGUACAGCCCUUGUUUUAGGCACAAGUAUCGGCGUUGAGCUUAUGAUUGAACCCACAGUUCGCAAAGUGAAAUUAAAGUCUAUUCUAUUAAAAAUUUCUGAAAACAGGCUAUAUACAAUGAAGAUUCCUGCAGAUCAUUCAUGGGAUUCCCGGUUACCUGAAACAAGAAAAUAUAACGAAGGCGUCAAGAUGAUUUUGAAGUGGGCUUACAAUUUUGAGGCUGAAGAUGAAGAACUGGGAAUGAAAAACGUGGCAAAUGUAGAUACCUGUGUCGGCUGCAAGUUUGUGCAUCAACGUUCUGAAGACAGUACAAAAGUAGCUUAUUUUGAUCCACCUUCGCCUGGAGAUCCCUCUACAAAGCUAUUCCUAACAAAUGGAGCAAGCAGUAAGAGCUCAAGUACAAAGCCAUGUCGCAUAAAAGAAGUCGAAAACUACAACACCAAUUCCUCUGGCCAGAAAAAGCUGGUGAACUUGAAGGAAAUUGAUCAACCUAUCAAACCUGGUGAAUACUUUGGUGGUCGUUUUGUUAUGCCUAUGCCGGAUUGUGACAGCAUACUGCACCCUAGCAUGACAUAUGACUCUGUAAAGAUCAGUCACUGGCUACAGUUAUCAGUCACUCUUGAAUGUGAUAACGAAACCUUCAAUAUCGAUCUAGACUCUCCUAUGCAAAUGUUGGACUGCCGAUUGGUUGCUGCUGAUGAUGAAAAUCAAACGAUUUUGCCUCCUCCUCCUACUUAUCAAGAACAAGAAGCAAACUCCUUACAACAGAAUUUUUAUACUGCAAGCACAUUUUGGGAACAACGUGAGCCUAUCACAAGUGUCUCUGGCUGGGGCGACUGCCAACCUUGUCCUUGCGAAAUUCGAAAAAUGCAAAAGGGAAAGAACAAGCAAGACAAGUCAAAGAGAACUUCAGGGAGCAUGUCUCUCAUGUCAUCAUCAAGUCAGGCUAAACCCCCAAAGGACGAUAAUGACGCCGACUCUUAUUCUUCUCGAUUUUUGCCUGAAUGGGGCCCUCCUCCUUGUUAUUCUGAUUAGGGAUUUAAACUUACAUCUCACUCCUUUCUUUUUUAUUCUCUACUAUGUGUAUGUAUAUUCUACAAACUUAUUUAUUUUCCCUUUUUAUCUCCUUUAUCAACAUUUUUAUGUAAAUAGAAU